GAAGAGCAGACACAAGCACAGAGAGACGAGCAGCUGCUGUUUGUUGUUGUCCUGAACAAAGAUGGAUUUGAUUGAAUUGUUUUUUAUUUUUCUUGGUACUGCAGUUAUUGUCUACUAUGGAGUAAAAUUGCUGCUUUUCAGUAGGAUGCUUUUUCCAAAAGUGUUUUUUCCACAACCAAAAAACUUUUUCAGUUCUAUGGGAGAGUGGGCAGUGGUGACCGGUGCUUCAGAAGGCAUUGGAAGAGCGUAUGCAUUUGAGCUGGCCGAGCAAGGAAUGAAUGUAGUGAUCAUGAGUAGAACCAAAGCAACACUGGACCAGGUGGCCAAGAAAAUAGGUGACACCACUGGGAGGAAGGUGAAAGUGAUAGUAACAGACUUCAUGAAGGAAAAUGUGUUUGGGGAAAUUGAGGAUCAGCUUCGGGAUCUCAACAUUGGCGUUUUAGUCAAUAAUGUAGGCAUGCUGCCCAGAGUCAUCCCCUGCAAAUUCCUUGAGUCUGCAGAGCUGGACCAGACAAUAACAAAGCUGAUUAACUGCAAUGUGAAAACAGUGGCCAAGAUGUGCAAAAUAAUCCUUCCAGGCAUGGAUAACAGGGGGAAAGGGGUGAUUUUGAACAUGUCUUCUGGAGUGGCUUCUGUUCCAUUUCCACUGUACACCCUCUAUGCUGCUUCUAAGGUGUUUGUGGAAAGAUUCUCUCAAGCUCUGCAAGCUGAAUACAAAGAUAAAGGGAUUAUUAUACAGGCUGUGUCUCCAUUUGGGGUCUCCACUCGAAUGGCGGCUUACGCAGAGAUCAACUUUGUGACGCUGUCACCCGAGGGAUUUGUGAAAAGCUCCCUGCAGUACAUCAGAGCUGGAGACAAGACACACGGCAGCAUCUGCCACAUGGUUCUGGGGUGGUUGCUGCAGUCCAUUCCUCCUAAGGUCCUCUGUUCAGAGUCUAUGCUACACAGCCUCCAAGACUAUGUUAAGCAGAAAACAGCAGCCAAAUCUGCAGCACAGGCAGCUUUUGUAAACGAAGGAAACUAGAAAUCACAGACCUCCACUAUGACCAACGAUCAAAGCCUUUUAUGUUGGAAAAACUUCUUAAAAUCACUUUAUAUGUCUCGACAUGUUGGAUGUAUUGUUUGAACAUCAGUAACGGACAAAUAACGUGGCAUGCAACAAUGUCUCAAGCUGAUGGUGAUUCAGAGAAGAGGGUUUUUUUAGAAGUCACCUGUUGGACAAACUCUGAUUUGUUUUCAUGGCCAAAGUUGAAAAUAAAUAAAUGUAUGGAAAGUUUAUUUUGCCCCUACUAGUAAUCAGUUUUACCUUCCAUUUUGAUUUAUUUCUAUGUAUUCUAAUUUUGUUUGUACUAACUUAAUGGCUUAUUUUGUCUUGUGCUGUAAAGAAACACCAAAAAGUUGGUGCUCCCAUCAUUACUUUAGACAGGCAUGUAACUUGAAUACAUUAGUGAAAGUUUUCAAACUUCAUUUACAUACAUUUUUUAAUGAAUUGUGACUUUUAAAACUGAAAUUAAAAUGAUGUUCUUGGGCUGAAGACAUUCUGAGA
This is a messenger RNA of Labrus bergylta (ballan wrasse), 1546 nucleotides long. RefSeq names its product hydroxysteroid (17-beta) dehydrogenase 3 (gene hsd17b3). Gene Ontology annotation, molecular function: testosterone dehydrogenase (NADP+) activity. Gene Ontology annotation, cellular component: endoplasmic reticulum. The record is from RefSeq and is a predicted model, not a curated record. NCBI's taxonomy places the organism in Eukaryota, Metazoa, Chordata, Actinopteri, Labriformes, Labridae.